CUCCGGUUCUUACGGAAACUACACUAGGUGAAAGAUUUGACGGCCAUUUUCCUGUGUCAGCCACGUUGCUUUAGCAGCCCGUGUAAAAGGAAAGCGUUCUGAUAGCGUUCUACGUGUUAUGCGAAUUUAAAGAUGUCUCGUUUCUAUCAAAGACCUGAAAAUGCUCUUAAGCGAGCAAAUGAAUUUAUUGAAGUGGGUAAGCCAAUUCGGGCUUUGGAUGCCCUUGCGGAAGUUAUCAAGAGCAAGAAAUACCGCUCUACGACUUAUUCCGAGAAAGUUUUGGAACCCAUCAUGAUAAAAUAUUUGGAGCUUUGUGUAGAUCUGAAGAAAGCCUACAUGGCUAAAGAAGGCUUGUUCCAAUAUCGGAAUAUGUGUCAAUCUGUGAAUGUUGCUUCUCUGGAAAAUGUAGUCCGAUUCUAUCUGAAUCUAGCAGAAGAAAAAACAGAAGCUGCACGCCAAGAAUCCCACCAGGCUGUUGUGGAUAUUGAUGAUUUAGAUAAUGUUGCAACUCCAGAAAGUAUUUUGCUGAGCGCUGUCAGUGGAGAAGAUGCACAAGAUAGAUCAGAUCGUGUGAUUUUGACACCUUGGGUCAAGUUUCUGUGGGAAUCAUACCGCCAGUGUUUGGAACUGCUUCGUACUAAUUCAAGAGUUGAAAAGCUUUAUCAUGAUACUGCACAGCAUGCAUUCAAAUUCUGUUUAAAGUAUGCUAGGAAAACCGAGUUUCGCAAGCUUUGUGAGAAUUUAAGAUCACAUCUUGCCCUAAUGGUGAAAGGAACACCAUCGGUGACUGCUGUUAAUUUGAGUAACCCUGAGACUCAACAAAUGAAUUUGGAGACUAGACUCUUGCAGCUUGACUUUGCUAUUCAAAUGGAGUUGUGGCAAGAAGCAUACAAAGCUAUUGAAGAUAUUCAUGGUUUAAUGAUUUUGGCCAAGAAAAUGCCACGCCCUCAGCAAAUGGCCCAAUACUAUCAGAAAAUUGCUCUCGUUUUCGGGAAAUCAGGCAAUCAUCUUUUCCAUGCUGCCGCGCUCUUCCGUCUUUUCCAGCUUUCACGCGACUUGAAAAAAAACAUUACAACUGAGGAGCUUCAGAAACUAGGAUCCCGCGUUCUUGUUGCCACCCUAGCAGUUCCUUUGCCAUCUGCUCAUCCGGAAUUUGAUCGUUUUAUUGAAACGGAGAAAAGCGCACUGGAAAAAACACAGAAAUUAGCGACCCUUCUUCAUUUAAAUCAGCCGCCCACGCGUAAUGGAUUAAUAAAAGAUUUGGUUCGUCUUGGUGUAGUAGCUACAGCAAUGCCCCAGCUACAACAACUGUACCAUUAUCUGGAGGUUGAAUUCGAUCCGUUGCAUUUGUGUAACAAAGUCAAAACAAUUUUAUCGUUCAUGGCUGAAGUGGAAGAAACGUCAUAUUUGAGCCAGUAUAUUCAUGCAUUAGAAGAAAUCACUCUGACCAGACUAGUGAAACAAAUUGCUCAGCUAUAUUCAUCCAUUCGUUUCGAACGUUUGGUACAAUUGGCUCCUUUUGCAUCUCCGUUCGAUCUGGAACGUAUAGUUGUUAAUGCUGUUCGACAUACGGACAUGCAAAUAAGGAUUGAUCAUCGCAACAAUUGCCUUCACUUUGGUACUGAACUAUUUGAAGCCCAACGGGAGGAUUUACCAGAAGGACCAACUCUUCAGGCGAUGCCAUCUGAACAGAUCCGAACUCACCUUAUUUCGAUGUACUGCGUGCUUAGCAAAGCAACAAUUGCUGUAGUUGGUAAUGCCCCUACCAAGGAAGAAAGGCAAAUGAAGGCUCAGAUUGCUGCUCUUUAUCACCAAAAUAAAGUGAGAGACCAUCACCAACUUUUAAGCCGUCAAAAGAUUAUCGAAGACAGAAAGGAAUAUCUAGAAAAACUAAAUACUGAACGAGAGGAAGAAGAAGGUCGACGACAAGAAGAAUUGAUUAGACAACAGUUGUUGGCAGAACAACGCCGUCUAGAGGUUGAGAGACAAGAAAGAGAAAGACUUCGUCAAGAAGCUGAACUCCGCCAAGUUCAAGCAAGGCAUCUCAAGGAGAAAGUUGCGCAAUUUAGCCAGACUGCGAUAGGCCAAAAAGUUAUUAAGAAGAUGGAAGAUGAAGAUAUAUCCAAAUUAGACCCAGACGUGAUAAUGGCACGCCAGCUGGAAGAAUUAGAAAAGGAGAGGAAGGAAUUACAGACCAAGUUAAGGAGUCAGGAAAAAAAAGUUGACUUCUUGGAACGUGCUAAACGGAUUGAAGAAAUUCCUCUGCUUGAAAAAUACCUGGCUGAGCGCAAGGUUCAAGAUAAAUUAGCAUGGAAACAACAGGAAGAAGAGCGAAUUGCCCAACUUCAAGAAGAACGCAAAGUAGCAAUGCUUCACCGCGAUCGUCUGAUGCGGAUGCGAACCGACAAAGAAAAGUUCAUUGAUAACCUGAAAUCAGCGCGAAAGAAUAUAUUUAAAGAAAAAUUAGCAGAAUUUGAAUCAAUGUAUGAUGCUGUGAGAACCGAACGUCUCAAACAACGCAAAGAACAGAGGAGAGAACAACGUCGGAUCCAGUGGGUUAAGGAAAGGGAAGAAGCAGAGCAAAGGAAACGUGACGAAGAAUUGAAGAGGCAAAGAGAAGAAGCAGAACGCAUUGAGCAAGAACGUCGUCAAGCUGAACUUGAAGAACUCCGUAAACGGCGUGAAGCUGCCGACCAAGUCUUGUUGAAGCAAAGAGAACGCGAACGAGAAAUCGAGGAAAAGCAAAAACGACGAGAAGAAGAGGAACGAGAACGAGACCGCGAAGCCCGUGAAAAAGAGAGAGAGCACGCGAAUCCGUCAACGAAAGAGCGUCCUGCCGAAUCUAGUUGGCGAAGAGGCCCUCCCGAAAACGUGGAGAGCCGACAGGCGGAGCCUUACAGACCACCUAAAGAACCUAAAUGGCGCAACAAUCGAAGCGAGAAAUAUUCUUCCCGUCCAGAAUCUGACGAUAUUGAACGCCGCGAUGACAGAGAUCGCCGUGAAGUGGAUGAUCGUCGUGAACCAGAGUAUCGCCGUGAUCGCGAUGAUCGUCGUGAACCAGAGCAUCGCCGUGAUCGCGAUGAUCGUCGUGAACCAGAGCAAUCCAGCUGGAGGACCGCUAAAGACGUAGAACGUCCUCGCGAGCAACGACCUGAACGGGGUGGUCGCGAUUUUGCUGCUCUACGGGAUCCUACAAGAAAGAAUAUCGAAUUGGAUCGUCCAUCUCAAUUUCGCGAUGAGGAAAAAUUCCGUCGCGAUGAUCGGGAGAUUCGCCGUGACGAUCGAGACAUCCGUCGCGAUGAUCGCGAGUUUCGUCGUGAUGAUCGCGAAUUUCGCCGUGAUGAUCGUGAAAUCCGUCGUGAUGACCGGGAGAUACGUCGUGCAGCUCCACCAUCUGCCUCGCGAGAUGGUGAGUCGAACUGGCGAUCUGCCCGUGGCCCCGUAGAACGUCCUACGGAACGAGGAGGGGAUAGAGAGCAAAUGUGUCGUCAACCACGAUCCGAUCGUGAGGACGCCGGCGCUCGUCCUGCACGCUCAGGUGCUGAUCGCGAGGAGCGCGAGCGACCCGACUUUCGUUUGGGUGAUCGGGAACGAGAAAAGCCCAAGAUUGAACGAAAAGAAAUUGACGCCGACGGAUUUACUAAAGUGAGCAGCCGACGGUAAACUUCUCGUGAAAUUUUGAUGUCUUCCUGAGGAACCUUGAAAACAAGAAUACGCAGCAGUUAAUCCAUUUUUUUAUGUUACAUUACAUUAUCCUUUGGAAAAUAGAACUAAUCGUUAGCUUUGCCUCGGUUAUAGCAACAGACAGCUGGUUAUCGAAUACAUAGGUUUCCUCAG
Messenger RNA from Daphnia carinata, 3837 nucleotides. RefSeq names its product eukaryotic translation initiation factor 3 subunit A-like (gene eIF3a). Gene Ontology annotation, biological process: formation of cytoplasmic translation initiation complex; translation reinitiation. NCBI's taxonomy places the organism in Eukaryota, Metazoa, Arthropoda, Branchiopoda, Diplostraca, Daphniidae. The coding region runs from base 133 to 3663 and encodes 1176 amino acids. Gene Ontology annotation, cellular component: multi-eIF complex; eukaryotic translation initiation factor 3 complex, eIF3e; eukaryotic translation initiation factor 3 complex, eIF3m. The transcript has 12 exons. The record is from RefSeq and is a predicted model, not a curated record. Gene Ontology annotation, molecular function: mRNA binding; translation initiation factor activity.